AUGCGACUCGAGCGAGGAGAGGCUUUUGCGCCCUCGCGCACGCCGUCCAAGGCGCCUGGCGCGACGCAGUCGGAGGACGACGCUCUUCUCGGCUGCGGGAAGCGACAGGGAGAAGACGAAGACGCAGGCGACUCGCCAAAAAGGAAACGAAGGAAAAUCAUCUGCGGAGAAGUUCAAGACGGCCACCCGCCGACGCCCUCGAAGACGCGCCUGUACUGGAACGCGGUGUUUGAGGAGACGCCUGAGACAUAUUUCGUUUCUUCGCGUCGCGUGCGACACCUGGCGGAGCACUUUCUCCUGGGUCGCAGCUGGGAGAAGGCCUCGCGCACCGGCCGCUCUCAGAACCUCCUCGAGGUCCUCGUCUCCUCCGCCGUCUUUCAACACACUCCUGCGCCCGCCGCGGAUGUGGCUCUCGCACGUGCGCCGACUCUCCGCGACACGCCGUCGCCGCAGCCACAGCAUUCGCUCCCUUCUCCGCUGUCGCCUUUCUCGCCCUGGCUCCUUCCAAGUCGCUCGCGGAUGGCAACGCUCGUCGAGGUCAUGUGCGGCGGCCGCGGCAACCAUCUCGCCUUCCUCUCCCCCGCGCUGUCUCCGCGCUUCCGCUGCUACGUCGGGAUAGACAUAUCCGACCGCGCCCUCGCCAUCUCGCGUACAGCCGCGCCACGCGCGUCUCCUGCACGGGCGGAGGCUCCCACGCAGAGCUCCUGCACCGCUGCGACGGUCACGGCGAGGGCGACAGCCGGGUUGGAGCGGGCGGGGAAGUGCCGCUUUCUGCUGCAGGACUGCGGCGCGCUGGGCGACGAGCUGCCGCUGCUCAAGUCCGCCUUCGCGCUUAUCGUCGCCGGCCUGGAUGACGUCCUCGUGCGCAGCGGAGGCGCGGAGGCUGGCGACGCCGACGAACUCCACGCCGCGCUGAGCUCCGUCGCCGCCACGCUCUGCGUCGGCGGGAAACUUCUCGCCAUCGAGCCGACGCGGCAUUUGGGGGACUUGCUGUUGGCGAUAACGAAGGCGCUGCUGUCUCCGAGCGGCGCGUCGCGGUUUCUUCGACUCGAGCAGCUGAAGCUGAUCGGCGCGCGCAGGCAGGUCGCCGUCUUCAAGUUCCACCGCGCAGCCGCUGCGGGCGCCGCUGCGAGCCUUGCGGCGCUUCAACAGUUCUACGCAAAGGCGAUUCGGCCCCUCACGCCUUGGUCAUCUGUGGGGCUUGAGCCGUCGCUGCUGGACGUGGACGCCCUGCGCACGAGGCUGCCGCUGCUGUCUCAUCUCGCGCGUAUUCAGGCGACAGUCGAGCUCUCCUUCCUGCUCUUCCAGGCCUGUCUCAGCGGCAACCUGGAGGCUGGAGCGCUUCUCUUGGCGCGCGGCGCAGAUCCCAACGUGGCCUGCGCGCUGGACCGAUGUCCGCGGGUCGGGAGGUCCUGCGCGAUGCAGGCUUGCCUUCAAGCUCUCUUUCCUUCGCCCUGUCUCUCUGCGUCCUCGCUGUCCUCCGCUCGCGACGCCGCAUCCUCCUGCGCGUCGCAUGCGCGGCGAGGCCUGCAGAAGCUUCCACGUCCGCCGUCGCUCUCCUUCUGUUGUCCCGCAAGUCGGGGCGAGCCCGCGGCCUCCCCCGACGGACUUUCGGCGUCCCCCGCUGCAGCUGGCGAGGCUCCGCGGGCGCCUGCGGGUCGCACGCGCCCGUUGCACGUGGCGGCUGCGCGCGAAGAUGUUUUAUUUUUCCUUCUGCUUCUUCAGCACGGAGCGGAUCCCUCCUUGCCCGACGAGAGAGGCCUGCGACCGGCAGACAUUCUCGCGGACGCAGCUCGAAGCGAAUUGCGGAAGCUGAAGACGCGCCAGCGAGCAGCCCCAGGCGUGAGCUCGGCCGCUUCGUGUGCAUGCCUGCGCCACGAGGCCGGGGUGGGCGGAAGGCGACAAGAAGGCGCGUCGCGGUAUCUUUUCCAAGGCGCAGAUCGAGCAGGAGAAUACGAGGCUUCGCGAGUUGGCGAGGCCAGGGAAGCAACGCCGAUGCUAGGGCUUCGCGUCCCAAAAGGGUUGACACACACGACGGCUCGGGCUGUACGUACACCCGACCCAACCGGCCAGCGGGCGGAGCUAGGUCGAGCAGGCCAGCCUCAGAAACUAGGCGAGUCUCUGAAUGCGUCAGGCGAUGCAGCCAUUGAAGGGGCGAGAGUGGAGGAACUCGGACGUGGAUCUGCUGGCGGCGAGCGGCGUAGAGAAACUGCGGACGCGAGCAGGCGCCUUCGGCUUCCUCCGGAUGAAAUUUUGAAACCGACCGGCCUGCGCGAGAGCGCCGAGGCGCGGGACUUGCGCACUGUCGCGCUCCUUUCGUGGGUGGGGGCGGCUACGGAAGCGGCGGCGACGGAAGGAGCAAACGACGCGUGCGACGCCGGAACUCUUGAGGCCGCCAGAGAUGCAGAAAACCACGCAGGCGACGCCGAAGGUGAAGACGAGAGAGAGGAAAAAGACGAGACCGCAGACUUUCUGGAGCUCCUCGCCACUGACCUGUACGGCCCCCUUGUCUGGCCUUUCGUCAACCCUAUCGAGGUCAGCAUAGUUUCACAAUGGAGGUUUCGCCUGCGACCCAAUAUGCAGUGCAGGUUGUACUGA
Besnoitia besnoiti is the source of this 2598-nucleotide messenger RNA. Its product is annotated as ankyrin repeat-containing protein. Bases 1 to 2598 code for a protein of 865 amino acids. The transcript is spliced from 6 exons. Gene Ontology annotation, molecular function: protein binding. The record is from RefSeq and is a predicted model, not a curated record. Lineage: Eukaryota; Apicomplexa; Conoidasida; Eucoccidiorida; Sarcocystidae.